Malassezia vespertilionis is the source of this 489-nucleotide messenger RNA. RefSeq names its product endoplasmic reticulum retention protein (gene ERD2). Bases 1 to 489 code for a protein of 162 amino acids. Gene Ontology annotation, molecular function: ER lumen protein retrieval receptor activity. The record is from RefSeq and is a predicted model, not a curated record. NCBI's taxonomy places the organism in Eukaryota, Fungi, Basidiomycota, Malasseziomycetes, Malasseziales, Malasseziaceae. Gene Ontology annotation, cellular component: cis-Golgi network; membrane; endoplasmic reticulum. Gene Ontology annotation, biological process: protein retention in ER lumen; endoplasmic reticulum to Golgi vesicle-mediated transport. The transcript has 2 exons.
AUGAAACUGUUCUUUAUCGCAAGCUCGCUUUACAUCCUAUACCUGAUGAAGGUACAGUUCCGGACGCGCCAUGAGGUCGACAUUGACUCGAUUCGGCUGGAUGUGUUACUGGGCACAUGCUUUGUGCUCUCGCUCUUGUUUAAUUACAAGUUUACGCCGAUCGAAAUUGCAUGGUCGUUUAGUAUUUUUUUGGAGGCUGUCGCGAUCUUGCCGCAAAUGUUCCUUCUGCAGCGGUUGGGCGAGGCGGAGACGAUUACAACGCAUUACAUCUUUGCACUUGGCGCCUAUCGGGCACUUUAUAUCCUGAACUGGAUUUACCGGUAUGUGGCCCUGUGCACCUCUGACGCCAGCCUGAUGUUUGAGCCGAAGCACCACUUUGACUAUAUCACAUUUGUUGCUGGCUUAGUGCAGACCGGGCUGUACGCCGACUUUUUCUACAUCUAUUUCACCAAGGUGAUUCAAGGACAAAAGUUUGAGCUUCCUGCGUAA